Molecule: messenger RNA, 1241 nt
Organism: Mus caroli (Ryukyu mouse)
Lineage: Eukaryota; Metazoa; Chordata; Mammalia; Rodentia; Muridae
Gene: Lrrc39
Product: leucine rich repeat containing 39
Cellular component (GO): cytoplasm
Molecular function (GO): protein binding
Source: RefSeq, a predicted model, not a curated record
UCACUUGGUCACAGCCCGACAGACUUUUAGUCAUUUGGAUCCACACUGGGGGGAAAAAUCACCUUGCGAUCUGAUUCUAGCUGAAAAUCGGGGAGCUCUGGGCACGUUGGCUGCAGCAACCCCCUAUGGUCUUUUCUGAGGUGUCCUGUGACUCAGCUCUUAAGAACUUAAUGAAGUAGAUGACUUGGCUACGAUGUGGGAAAAUCAUGACAGAAAGUGUGGUUUGUACCGGGGCCGUCAGUGCUGUAAAGGAAGUCUGGGAAGAAAGAAUAAAGAAACACCAUGAAGACGUGAAGCGGGAGAAGGAAUUUCAGCAUAAGCUAGUGCGGAUCUGGGAAGACCGAGUAAGUUUAACUAAGCUGAAAGAGAAGGUGACCAGGGAAGAUGGAAGAGUCAUUUUAAGGAUAGAGAAAGAAGAAUGGAAGACUCUCCCUUCUUCUUUACUGAAACUGAAUCAGCUACAGGAAUGGCAACUUCACAGGACUGGAUUGUUGAAGAUUCCUGAAUUCAUUGGAAGAUUCCAGCAUCUCAUUGUGCUAGAUUUAUCUCGGAACACAAUUUCAGAGAUCCCCCGAGGGAUUGGACUGCUCACUAGACUUCAGAAACUGAUUCUUAGCUACAACAAAAUCAAGACUGUCCCCAAAGAACUGAGCAACUGUACCAGCUUGGAGAAGCUAGAACUGGCUGUGAACAGAGAUAUAAGUGACCUCCCACCAGAGCUCAGCAAACUGUUAAAACUCACUCACCUUGACCUGAGUAUGAACCAGUUCACUACGAUCCCUCUUGCUGUGUUGGACAUGCCUGCCCUCGAGUGGCUGGAUAUGGGAAGCAACAGCCUGCAAGAGCUUCCUGACUCACUAGACAGAAUGCAAAGCUUGCAUACACUGUGGCUGCAGAGGAAUGAAAUAACAUGCCUGCCAGAGACAAUCAGAAAUAUGAAAAACUUGGGGACUCUUGUUCUCAGCAACAACAAACUACAAGAUAUUCCGAGCUGCAUGGAAGAAAUGACGAAUCUGAGGUUUGUCAACUUUCGAGACAACCCAUUAAGACUGGAGGUGAUGCUUCCUCCCAGUGACAACACAGAUGGAGAGGAAGAACAGGAGUUAUUUGGGCUGCAGUUUAUGCACGCAUAUAUACAAGAGUCCCGGAGAACAGAAGACCAAGUCAACUGUCUGACUCAAAUGCCAAGCUCCAUACAUUCUGAUGGAUAAAGUAAUUGAAAGAGCCUUGCUGAAAAGGAA